This is a messenger RNA of Porites evermanni, 1125 nucleotides long. Lineage: Eukaryota; Metazoa; Cnidaria; Anthozoa; Scleractinia; Poritidae. The record is from the annotation of a GenBank genome assembly.
AUGUUUUUGGCUAACUCGUCUUCAGGAAAUUCAUCUACCUCCACCUUAGCCACCAAAAGUGAUUCGUGCUCGUCGAUUGGUGACGAAACGACAUUAAAAAGUGUUCAUACUGCGGCCUACUGUAUAGUACUUCUACUCUCGUUGUUUGGAAACUCUAUGAUCAUUCUGAUAGUGUACAGGAACCAGCGUAUGUGGACCACCUCUAACUACCUCAUCGUCAACAUGGCCGCGUCAGAUCUUCUUCUGCCAUUUUUCGCGGUACCCAGGAUGAUUGUCGAGGUACUGGUAGGCAAGGAGAGGUGGUUGAUCGCGGGGACAGGGGGUCUUGUGCUGUGCAAACUCGCCUAUUUUCUACAAGACGUGUCCACUGCGGUUUCCGUACAGAGUCUUCUUGCUAUAACAGCGGAAAGGUUUUACGCCGUGAAGUUUCCAUUAAAGGCUGCGGCAAUGAAGUCAAAGAUCAGAUAUGUCAUUCCCAUUAUAUGGUUCACAGCAAUGGCUCUCCAUGCACCAUAUCUUCAAGUGUUUCAACUGCACAUGACCCACGGAGAUUUAUAUUGCGUUCAGAGGUGGACCAUGUCAUCUAAAAGCAAAUUUAUCUACUUUGUUUUAAUUCUUAGUUUGGUGUUUGGAUUCCCGUUGAUUACAAUCAUAGUUUUGUAUGCGGGGAUUGUUUACAAAUUAUUUCGCCAAAAAGUGCCGCCCGGAGCCAGAAACUCCAUCACCCAGAAACAGCAAAACAGGCGUGCAAGACAAAAUAAGAACGUCCUCAGAAUGGCUGUUACUGUUGUGGUGAUCUUCUUUUUAUGUUUUUCACCGUUGGUCAUUCUCGCAUUGCUUCUGAUCACACAAAGCAUAGGAAAAUGUAAAGCCGAGACAUUUCGCAUCAUCGCCAAAUUUCUGGCUCAGUCAAACUGUGCCAUGAAUGCUUUUGUUUAUUAUGCUUUUAAUUCGCAGUUUCGGCGGGGAUUUAUUUCUAAUUUAAGAACCAUUUUUUGCCUAGGUUGUAAGGGAGAAGACCGAAUCGGGAUAAACGUAAGAUAUUCUAUCUCGAGUCAAAGGAUUUCCCUCUUAUCAGGAAAAAGGAAACGCACUUGGUCUGGAAGGCAACCAUCGGAAACAUAG